This is a messenger RNA of Balearica regulorum gibbericeps (East African grey crowned-crane), 2775 nucleotides long. Lineage: Eukaryota; Metazoa; Chordata; Aves; Gruiformes; Gruidae. The record is from RefSeq and is a predicted model, not a curated record.
CCCAUCCGCAGGAUCGUGUGCCAGACCGGAGAGGCUCAGGAGGCGUUUUCUGACGUGGUGACAGUUAACGUGAGCCGGGAGGGGAAGUCCAGGGAGCGAUACUCCUACGUGCUUCCUGUGGUGCAGUCCAUAGCUCCCCUGAAUGGCCCGAAGGCUGGAGGGACCAGAGUGACCAUCAGAGGCAGCAGGCUGGACGUCGGCUCUGAGCUCCGUGUCCUCGUCAAUACCUCCAAGCAGUGCACUGACCUCAGCCGCAAUGACAGCACCAUCACCUGCACCAUGCCGUCCGCGGACCUCACCACGGCCGUGCGAGUCUGUGUCCAGUUUGAGAACAAGUCUUGUGCCAGCUACAACAUCACGUUCAAGUAUGAGAAGAACCCGAUUAUAUCAGACAUCAACCCCAAAAAGAGCCAGAUCAGCGGGGGCAGGAUCCUCACCCUGGAAGGCAGAGGCUUUGAGCUGGUCCAGAACGCGUCCAUGGUGGUCCGUGGCAUCGGCAGAGAGCAAACGAGCUGUAAGGUUCACACCGACACUGUGAUCACCUGCCCCUCUCCAUCUGCCUCCAACAUCACUGCAGGGAGCAAGCCCGCACCCAUCGAUUUCUAUCUCAAUGGUCGCCUCUAUGCAGACGACCGUCCAGCUCUGGAUGAGGAGAUGUACCCCGAGGAGGCCUUGCACAUCAGCAAGUUCAGCCUGGAGUACUAUGCCGACCCCCAGUUCUUUACAGCCAAGAAGGAGAAGUGGAUCAAGCACCAUCCUGGCGAGCCUUUAACUCUGGUUAUACAUAAAGAACCUGACAGCCUGGGCCUGGAAAGCAAUGAGUACCAAGUGAAAAUUGGCCUUAUCUCAUGCGAGAUCCAGAUUGUUUCGGACAAAGUCAUCCACUGCUCCGUCAACGAGUCGCUGAGCACCUCAGAAAGACAGCUGCCUGUGACGAUCCAAGUUGGAAAGUUCAACUACACAAUUGCGAUGCUGCACCUUGGGGGAGGAGAGACCGCAAUCAUCGUCUCCAUUGUCAUCUGCAGCAUCUUGCUGGUCCUCUCUGUCGUAGCUCUCUUUGUGUUUUGCACAAAGAGCCGCAGAGCGGAGCGCUACUGGCAGAAAACCCUGCUCCAGAUGGAGGAGAUGGAGUCGCAGAUCCGGGAGGAAAUCCGCAAAGGUUUUGCGGAACUGCAGACAGACAUGACAGACCUGACCAAGGAGUUAAACCGCAGCCAGGGGAUCCCGUUCCUGGAGUACAAGCACUUUGUCACCCGGACGUUCUUCCCCAAAUGUUCCUCGCUCUACGAGGAGUGUUACAUCCUGCCGUCCCAGCAGCUCAGCUCCCAGGUGGGGUCCCAGGUCCAGGAAACUCAUCCGCUCCUGGUGGGGGAAUGGAAAAUCCCUGAAAACUGCAGACCCAAUAUGGAAGAAGGAAUCUCGCUGUUCUCCACCUUACUCAACAACAAGCACUUUCUCAUCGUGUUUGUCCAUGCUCUUGAGCAACAGAAGGACUUUGCUGUCAGAGACAGGUGUAACCUGGCCUCCCUGCUUACUAUUGCGUUGCAUGGGAAACUGGAGUAUUACACCAGCAUCAUGAAGGACCUCUUGGUGGAUCUAAUAGAUGCUUCAGCUUCCAAAAACCCCAAGUUAAUGCUGAGGAGAACGGAAUCUGUGGUGGAGAAGAUGCUCACGAACUGGAUGUCCAUCUGCAUGUACAGCUAUCUCAGAGAGACCGUCGGAGAGCCCUUCUUCCUCUUGAUCUGUGCGAUCAAACAGCAGAUUAACAAAGGGUCCAUCGAUGCCAUCACAGGGAAAGCCAGGUACACCCUCAAUGAGGAGUGGCUUCUGAGGGAGAACAUCGAGGCAAAGCCAAGGAACCUCAACGUCUCCUUCCAAGGCUGCGGGAUGGACUCCCUGAGUGUCAGGGCCAUGGACACAGACACACUCAGCCAAGUGAAGGAGAAGAUUCUGGAGGCCUUCUGCAAGAACGUCCCCUACUCCCAGUGGCCAAGGGUGGAAGACGUCGACCUCGAGUGGUUCGCCACCAGCACUGACAGCUACAUCCUCCGGGACCUUGAUGACACCUCGGUGGUGGAGGACGGCAGGAAGAAACUCAACACAUUAGCACAUUACAAGAUCCCCGAAGGGGCGUCACUGGCCAUGAGUUUGUCAGACAAGAAGGACACCACGCUGAGCAGAGUGAAGGAUUUGGACACUGAAAAGUACUUCCACUUGGUUCUCCCAACUGAUGAAUCGGUCGAACAUAAGAAGUCCCACAGACAGAGCCAUAGGAAGAAAGUCCUACCGGAGAUCUACCUGACCAGGCUGCUCUCCACAAAGGGCACGCUGCAGAAGUUCCUGGACGACUUGUUCAAAGCCAUUCUCAGUAUCCGAGAUGAUAAACCACCUGUGGCCGUGAAAUAUUUCUUUGACUUCCUAGAGGAGCAAGCAGAGAAAAGAGGGAUCACAGACCCUGACACUAUGCACAUCUGGAAGACCAACAGCCUACCUCUGAGGUUUUGGGUCAACAUCCUGAAGAACCCGCAGUUUGUCUUCGACAUUGACAAGACAGACCACAUCGACGCCUGUCUCUCUGUGAUAGCCCAGGCCUUCAUUGACGCCUGCUCCCUGUCUGACCUGCAGCUGGGCAAGGACUCCCCGACUAAUAAACUACUGUAUGCCAAGGAGAUCCCUGAGUAUAGGAAAAUAGUGCAGCGAUACUACAAGCAAAUCCACGACAUGCCCCCGCUCAGUGAGCAGGAAAUGAACGCCCACCUCGCGGAGGAGUCGAGG